Tigriopus californicus is the source of this 3280-nucleotide messenger RNA. RefSeq names its product cyclic AMP response element-binding protein A-like. The transcript has 7 exons. The record is from RefSeq and is a predicted model, not a curated record. Bases 994 to 2652 code for a protein of 552 amino acids. Gene Ontology annotation, biological process: regulation of transcription by RNA polymerase II. Gene Ontology annotation, molecular function: cAMP response element binding; DNA-binding transcription factor activity, RNA polymerase II-specific. NCBI's taxonomy places the organism in Eukaryota, Metazoa, Arthropoda, Copepoda, Harpacticoida, Harpacticidae.
CACCACCACUACCGGGUCCAAAGCCAAGCCAGUCGGUUCGUGAGUGCGGGAGUACAUGUAGCAAGUGGGAUCUAUUCUUUAAUGCACACCAGAGUGUACAGUUGUGUGUGACAUUUUCCCCUCAAUAACAGCACUUCAGUCGAAGUUUUGAUUCGGCACCGCAUACAAGUCCGUCCAGUCGUUCGUCCGCUAGACGUGCCCGGACUAAGAAAACACUCUCACAGCAAUCGGCAAUCGGCAUUACUCGUGAGUCCCCUCCGAGGACGAGGAUCUAUCUCAGGCCAACGGAAUCGUCAACCCGGCCUAAAUACGCAUGUGACAACGAGGUUAAAGUUCUCCUAAAGAGCAGAGUGUUGGUUGGUGAUCAUUGGAACUUGCCCAUGUCACUUUCCACAACGCAAGGGUUGUUGGUGUAACUUGCGCCCCGGAAAAACUUGUUGCUUCACCCUCGGUCAUGAAUCCUCCCCCUUGCUUCUUCUAAAAACACAGCUCGAACAAGCCGGCAUCCAGCAAUAACAUAGCAUCAUCAACAACAUCGUCGUCAACAACAACAACACCAACAAUAGCCGUAACAACCGUACCACAUAACCGCCGCAAUUCUUCGCCAUUCGAACAUCUGGGAAAACACCCCUGACUUGGGGAAGUGAGUGAGUUACUUACGAACCGACUCGGUCGCUCCAACCCGUCAAGGGGUAUGAAAUGGUGAGCGAGGAGACGAGAUUCCCGCUAGUGGUGCAAAUAUAACGACAAGGAGGAGGGGGAAAUUCUUUGGCUUUUCGGGUUCGGGGACGGAGGCGAAACUGUGAUAGCCCGAAGACGGGAAAUAAACACACACCACACACACACACACCCGGAUUGUUGUAGCUUCAAUGUUCAACAAGUGUGACUACUUGGACCAUUCAAGAACGGAUUUCUCAAAGUCCAUCAACCAUUGAUCUAGAUUGUGGUGUGUACUUCGAACUGAAGUGAGUGUGAACAGCUUCGCAUCUCACCAUGGACAGUCUCGCUCCAAUGAUGAUGGACGAUAAACCUUUCUACGACAUGGGCGAGCAUGAGCUCUUGGACGUUUGGAACACAGAUCUAGCCACGCAUUCGAUGGGCAAUGUGUUUGCCAAUUCAUCGCCUUCACCAUCACCACCAUUAUCCUCGCCAUCGACCCCCUCAGACUCGAUGUCAGGGGCUAGCUUUAUCACCACAGACAGCCUCGUAUCGGGCACGCCCAGCUGUCCCUGGAACGCCUCAGAUCUAGUUGGGAACAGCAUGAUCCGCAACGACCGCCUUCUCACCGACACAUCCACCAUUUUCCCCAUGGACCUGAAAUUGACACCCACGUUGAGGCCUAUGGUUCAUCCCUCGGAUGUGAUGGGCGGUUACACUUACCCCGAAGGUCAACCCAUCAAGCGAGAACCGGGCAUUAGCUCGAGGAAUCGGCCCACCAUGGGCAGCGAUGGAGACUCAUUGCCGGAGUCCCCUUUAAGCCUUUCAGAAGAUAUGGAAACAGAUUGUUAUCAUCCAUUUAUCACUUUCAACACAUCCAUGACCUCACAGACGGGCCCAAUUGUGACCUCGGCGAUGACUUCAUUGGAUACUUCCGAGAUGAUCUCUAGCUUCGUGCCUAUCAUCAAGGCCGAGACGUCCGAUCAGCCCAUUGAUCUCCAUCUGUCCCAAUCCAUUUCAAUUAGCACACCCACGUCCACAAUGAUGAGCCCCACCAUUGCUUUUAUGGAUGAUCUCUCGAAAUGUGAGGGCGAGGAGGACGUCCUCGAGGACAAGUCGGACGAGGACGAAGACGACGACGACGAGGAUGACGACGACGAGGAGGACGAGGUCAUGUCCAAGCCUGUUCCCAUUCGCACCCAAUGCAACAAUAUCCCGGUUCAAAAUGCCAAUGGCAACAACAUUGGUUACAUUAUCAAGCAGGAGCAACCCGUCUCUCCGGUAAAAAUUUGCACUCCGCCGAGCUUGCUCAAAUCCUCCUCCACUAUAGUACUUACGACCACGAAUGCCAAUGGGAGCAGCAGCCGAUUCGUCAUUCCUAAAGUCAACAUUAAAGUCAAUCCUCAUGGUGCAAUUUCCAGUUCCGCAACCACCCUGUCCUUGAGCCAGGGCAUCGUAAAUGCGUCCAUACCUGGUGGCGGCACCACCUCGUCCCCUGUGAGGAUCAGCACGUCCACGGUCAAUGGCACUCAAGUGACCGCAUCAUCAUCCUUAUCAUCCACGGUGACAACAUCUCCAGCUCGACCGAGAAAUGUCUACGGUCACUCCACCCGUCAACCCAUUCAGACGCCUCUCAUAUCCAGUCAGCCGAAAGGGUCUACGGGACCACUGUUGUUGACCGAGGAAGAAAAGCGAACUUUGCUCUCAGAAGGCUAUCAUGUUCCGCAAAGGCUGCCGUUGACGAAGCAGGAGGAAAAGUCUUUGAAAAAGAUCCGGCGAAAAAUCAAGAAUAAGAUAUCCGCUCAGGAGAGUCGUCGGAAAAAGAAAGAGUAUAUGGACUGCUUGGAGAGGAAAAUGGAUUCCCUCCAUGCGGAGUUGUCCCAAUACAAGGCCAAAUGUGUGACACUCGAAGGCCAGAACUCAAAUCUUGUUGCUCAGGUCAAGAGGCUACAAACCCAAUUGACGUCAAGAAAUGGGGCCAAGGCCAAAAAUUAAACCCACUUGAGUACACUCAAGAGUCUUUGGUCAUCUGGAUUGGACGCUUUUUGCGCAGAGGAUCAAUAACAUUCUCAAGUGCCUUAACCAUAACGUUUCUAGCUGUGAGCCUGGACCUAAUCCAUAUGACAAUCCUAAACAGCCGCCCGUACGCAGUAAAACGAACCUGUGAUCAUGGCAGCCAAACCAGAUUGAAGGAAGGAAGGAAGGAAGGACCAACCAUGUCAUUAAUUGGGUACAAUGCAAAAUCGCCCAUUUAAGACCAAUCUACAUUCCGCAUCCAUCCCCAUGUAUUCAAUCAUUCUCGCUCGUUCACCACCCAAUUGACAAACCUUUGAUAGAAAACUAACCAAUCACCGUUUGUGUGCCUUUGUCACCUUCUUUUCAACAAUGUAUAUACCUAUAAUAGGAUAGACCAUUCGUCCCUUUCACGACGAUGGAAUUUCAUCGAUCACUUUCAUGACCAAGAUAUUCCGGUAUCCAGUAAAGGCCUCCUCCCUCUCUUCUACAAACUAAUUUCACUUUCAGUAACUUUGCCUACAACACAGUUGUCUAUGAUUUUGAUCAUCGUCAUCAUAAUUAGUGCCAAACAUGUAAAUAACAACCCUCCAUAUCUGGUCUCGCCCGA